Messenger RNA from Lepus europaeus (European hare), 3759 nucleotides. It is a transcript of the gene PLEKHG5, whose product is annotated as pleckstrin homology and RhoGEF domain containing G5. Lineage: Eukaryota; Metazoa; Chordata; Mammalia; Lagomorpha; Leporidae. The coding region runs from base 190 to 3333 and encodes 1047 amino acids. The record is from RefSeq and is a predicted model, not a curated record. The transcript is spliced from 22 exons. Gene Ontology annotation, molecular function: guanyl-nucleotide exchange factor activity. Gene Ontology annotation, cellular component: endocytic vesicle; plasma membrane; axon. Gene Ontology annotation, biological process: Rho protein signal transduction; endothelial cell migration.
GCACGGGGACCUGCGGGGCAGAUCGGUCGUGCCUGCGCCGUCAGCACGCAGCCGGAGGGCCAGGCAGGCUGCCAUCAGCCCCUGACAAAAUACGGGUCUCCAACUCGCGGCUGGCUCAGCUUUCGUGUGGGAAGCGACGACCCGAGCCCGGCCGAGGAGAAGGGGCUGCUCUGCCAGAACCCCGCCUGCAUGGACAAGGGGCGGGCGGCCAAGGUAUGCCACCACGCCAACUGCCAGCAGCUGCACCUCGGGGGCCCCCUGAACCUCUGUGAGGCCUGUGACAGCAAGUUCCACAGCACCAUGCAUUACGACGGGCAUGUCCGCUUCGACCUGCCCCCACAGGGCUCUGUCCUGGCCCGGAAUGUGUCCACCCGGUCAUGCCCACCGCGCACCAGCCCUGCCAUGGACUUGGAGGAGGAGGAGGAAGGCUCUGUGGAUGGCAAAGGGGAUCGCAAGAGCACAGGCCUGAAGCUGUCCAAGAAGAAAGCAAGGAGGAGACACACGGAUGACCCCAGCAAGGAGUGCUUCACCCUCAAGUUUGACCUCAGCGUGGACGUGGAGACGGAGAUCGUCCCGGCCAUGAAGAAGAAGACGCUGGGGGAGGUCCUGCUCCCUGUAUUCGAAAGGAAGGGCAUCGCACUAGGCAAGGUGGACAUCUACCUGGACCAGUCCAACACACCGCUGUCCCUCACCUUCGAGGCCUACAGGUUUGGAGGACAUUACCUGCGGGUCAAAGCCAAGCCAGGGGAUGAGGGGAAGGUGGAACAGGGCAUGAAGGACCCCAAGUCCCUGAGUCUGCCCACCCUGCGGCCAGCCGGGGCUGGGCCUCCUGCACGGGACCGUGUGGACCCCCAGAGCCGCCGGGAGAGCGUGGACAUCUUGGCCCCCGGCCGCCGCCGGAAGAACAUGUCGGAAUUCCUGGGGGAGGCGAGCAUCCCCGGGCAGGAGCCCCCCACACCCUGCAGCUGCUCUCUGCCCAGCACCAGCAGUGGGGGCAGCGACAGCUGGAAGAACCGGGCGGCCAGUCGCUUCAGCGGCUUCUUCAGCUCGGGCCCCAGCAGCAGCGCCUUCGGUCGGGAGGUGGACAAGAUGGAGCAGCUGGAGGGUAAGCUGCACGCCUACAGCCUCUUCGGGCUGCCCAGGCUGCCCCGGAGACUGCGCUUCGACCACGACUCCUGGGAGGAAGAGGAGGAAGACGACGAGGACGAGCAGGACGGCAACGCCUGCCUGCGGCUGGAACACAGCUGGCGGGAACUCAUCGAUGGGCACGAGAAGCUGACCCGGAGGCAGUGCCACCAGCAGGAGGCAGUGUGGGAGCUGCUGCACACGGAGGCCUCCUACAUCCGGAAGCUGCGGGUGAUCACCAACCCGCGCGUCCUGCCCCCACAGCUGUUCCUGUGCUGCCUCCUGAACCUGCAAGAGUCCGGGCUGCUGUGUGAGGUGGAGGCCGAGCGCCUGUUCAGUAACAUCCCCGAGAUCGCGCGGCUGCACGGCGGGCUGUGGGGCAGCGUGAUGGCGCCGGUGCUGGAGAAAGCGCGGCGCACGCGGGCGCCGCUGCAGCCCGGGGACUUCAUGAAAGGCUUCAAGUCGUUCGGCUCCCUGUUUAAGCCCUACAUCCGCUACUGCGUGGAGGAGGAGAGCUGCAUGGAGUACAUGCGCGGCCUGCUGCGGGACAACGAGCUCUUCCGGGCCUACGUCACGUGGGCCGAGAAGCACGAGCAGUGCCAGCGGCUGAAGCUGAGCGACAUGCUGGCCAAGCCGCACCAGCGGCUCACCAAGUACCCGCUGCUGCUCAAGUCGGUGCUGCGCAAGACGGACGAGCCGCGAGCGAAGGAGGCGCUGGCCACCAUGAUCGGCUCCGUGGAGCGCUUCAUCCACCACGUGAACACUUGCAUGCGGCAGCGCCAGGAGCGGCAGCGCCUGGCGGCCGUGGUGAGCCGCAUCGACGCCUACGAGGUGGUGGAAGGCAGCAACGAGGAGGUGGACAAGCUCCUGAAGGAAUUCCUGCACCUGGACCUGACCACGCCCAUGGUGGGCACCUGCCCCGAGGAGACCCGGCAGCUGUUGCUGGAGGGCAGUCUGAGGAUGAAGGAGGGCAAGGACAGCAAGAUGGACGUCUACUGCUUCCUCUUCACGGAUCUGCUCCUGGUGACCAAGGCGGUGAAGAAGGCUGAGAGGACCAAGGUCAUCCGGCCACCGCUGCUGGUGGACAAGCUCGUGUGCCGGGAGCUGCGGGACCCUGGCGCCUUCCUUCUCAUCUACCUGAACGAGUUCCACAGCGCUGUGGCGGCCUACACGUUCCAAGCCAGUGGCCAGGCCCUGUGCCGGGGCUGGGUGGAUGCCAUCUGCAAUGCCCAGAACCAGCUGCAGCAGCUGCGUGCACAGGAGCACCCAGGCAGCCAGCAGCAUCUGCAGAGCCUGGAGGAGGAGGAGGAGCAGGAGGAGGAGGAGGAGGAGGAGGGGGAGGAGGAGAGCGGCGCUUCGGCUGCCAGCUCCCCCACCAUCUUGCGCAGAAGCAGCAACAGCCUCAACUCGCAGCACUGUGUCUCGGAUGGCUCCACGGAGACCCUGGCCAUAGUCGUGGUGGAGCCUGGGGAGACGCUGUCCUCCCCCGAGUCGGACGGCGGCCCCUUCAGCGCCCGGUCGGAUGAGACCUCUCUCAGCACCACUGCCUCGUCCAUCACACCCACCAGCGAGCUGCUGCCCCUGGGCCCCAUGGACGGCCGCUCCUGCUCCAUGGACUCUGCCUACGGCACCCUCUCCCCAGCCUCCCUGCGGGAUUUUGUGACCCCAGCCCCUGUGGCAGAGCCAGUGCCCCCGCCCCCAGAGUUACCACAAGCCCCUUCCCCCUUGCCCUCACCCCGCCUCCGCCGCCGCACCCCUGUCCAGCUGCUGCCCCGUCUGCCCCACCUCAUCAAGUCCAGGUCCGAGGCCAGUCUGCUCCAGCUGCUGUCAGGGGCUGCCGCCCGUGGGGCGCCCCCAGGCCCCAGCCGCAGCCUGUCGGAGCUCUGCCUAGCUGCCGCAGCACCUCGCACCAGGACUCGGGGCUCCCCUCAGGGAGCCGGGCCUGGCUGGGAUUGCCAAGGAGCACCUGGCCCUGGCAGUGGCCCCAAACCGCCGGAGCCCAAGGACAGAGACAGCUGGCUGGCUCGGGAGCCUGCAGGUUCUUCCGGGAAGAGCCACAGAGAACUGCCCUCGGGGGCCUCUCCCAGGGCCCAACCCGAGCUCCCCCCAGGGAUCUCUGCCCAGCACAGGAAGCUGACCUUGGCCCAGCUCUACCGAAUCAGGACCACGCUGCUGCUGAACUCUACGCUCACUGCCUCGGAGGUCUGAGCGGAGGGAUUUCCCCAAGGGUGCCGUUGACCAGGGGCCAGCAGGCAGCCUGCCUCCUGGGGGGUGCUGGCACCUGCUUCAGCUGCUGCCUCGGGUGCACGUGAGCCGGAACGCCGGCGGGACCCCUGCCACCACGCUGGGGCCCGAUUUGCACUUUGCCGGCCAGAUGGAGUGGAGGAGACCCAGACUGCAACACCACUCUGCACACCUGCCCUUGUCCCUGCCUCCGGCUUGGAUUCGGGCUGCCGUUCCCACCUCGACCCUCCUCUGGCCCCCAGUGGGACGCUGCCCCUGCCCUCGGCUGCCUUCCCAGGCUCAGCCCGGGUUCUGUAUAGCUGCCUAUUUAUUGAGCUUUGGUUCUUUUAUAAAGACUUGUAUCUGCUCCGCGGGAGAGUCCUGUGCUUCUGAACCCCACCCCCGUCCUGG